Molecule: messenger RNA, 129 nt
Organism: Sclerotinia sclerotiorum 1980 UF-70
Lineage: Eukaryota; Fungi; Ascomycota; Leotiomycetes; Helotiales; Sclerotiniaceae
Exons: 1
Coding region: 1-129 (42 amino acids)
Source: RefSeq, a predicted model, not a curated record
AUGAUGAAGUGUUCUUGCAGAAAAUAUGGAGGUGUGGGUGGAUGGCCAAGGGUCUGCAAAUUUGACGUGGUAGCCACUCACGGUGCCGUAAGCGAUCAAAACGCGUCGAUCAAACGUUUGUAUCGAUAA